CAACCUGUUGAAAUUCGACCUCCAAAGUCAAGUGUGAGCGAUCACACUGACUUGAAACACCAAUCAAGCACCUCAGAUAUUCAAGAGAUAAAUGUCAUUGGUGGUGGUAAAUCCAAGACGUCUGAUGUCGGCUCAGUGACAUCACAGAUAAAACCGACUGUCUCACCAUCUCCUAGCAUCAGGUCAAGACCUCAAACGUUUACUCUAAAACUCAGAUCGACUGGAAAAAAUGUGAAGGGCUACGUGAAUUUAAAUGAAGGGGUUGGAACGCCGGCAUUCACUAGCAGCCCUUCUGGAUCGGCCCUGGAUCAUAUAUCCCACGUGUCUUCAGAAAGGGGAAGCACUGGUACAGGAAAAUGCUGGAAAACCAUCUAUCACCUGUUGGAUUUGUAUGCAGCCAUGCCAGACACUAAAACUAUCACUCACAGAUUUUCUAUGGCUACGGGAGAUAUUUCCGAAUACUAUAAGGGUAACAGAAAGUAUGACAUCCUGACUGAAGUAAAAUCAUCCGAUGAAUUCGACAAGCAAGGCCAAACUACACCUUUACCUAUUAAAGAGGCAAAUGAAAGAACUAAACUCAUGGUGUUUGGAGUUGCACGAAUAAACAAAACAAAACUUCUGGCUACCCUUUCAGGGCUAAAAUUGGACGCUGAAAUAACUGGAUUGCAUUCAAGUGUUACAUGUCGAAAUAAAUCUAGACCCGUUUCGUUGGAAUGCUCGGUAACCGGUCAAGUUGGAAGAACGUAUAUAAAAUUAUUGGAGGGGGUCGCUCCCAAUCAGCUACAGACUGUCGUCAAAACAACGGUUGGAAAAUCUCAAGCUCUAUAUUCAAGUGUUAGUAAGAAGGGCAAAGAUAAAAACUCCGCACUUUUUACAAUUGGGGCGGUUAUUAUAGAAAUCCCUCAACAUCCUGUUGCUUUACAUGGCAUGGUUACUAGAAGCAGUAAACAACUCAGUUCCACGUUACAGGAAUUACGAGUGACGAGGACCUCCAGUAGACUUUCUAGGGGUCAGCAACCUGAUGACGAUCAGACUCAGCAAGAUUCUCCAAGUCAACAAACUAAGGCGAUGCCUAAAAAAUCUAUCAGUCGGCAUCAUGUCAACGAGUCUAGUCUAAUCCAACCUCUAGUUGUUCAGUUUUCAAUAAUGUUACAGAGUUUAAGUGUCACCGCUGCUCUUCUUCCUUCUCUUCAAUCCCAAUAUAAAAUGGAUCAAGUAAAGAGUAUGGGAACAACUGGUAACAAAGCCAAGUUCACCAUUGACUUGCCCCACCACUCUCUUAGUUUUACAACAAAGUUGCCAAUAAAUCAAGUGGCAGAAGUCAAUCUUCCACCGGAAGCAUGUAUCUCAUUGCCAGCAGUUCAUGUUUCUGCAGAGUAUGUACCAGAAGGAACAACUGGAGCACUUAGAACGGACGGUCACAAAGGCACCGAAGGUGUAGUUUUUAGACAAGGUGGUUACUUAAGUGCCCAAGCUGAGAUUGGAGUUUUUGAACAUAGUUUGACUACGGAUUUGUUGAAUCAUUUAGUCUUUGUACAAAAUAUAUUCAUGAAGGAAGUGAAUGAAGUCAUCCAGAAAGUGUAUGGGGGCGAACAACCAGUUCCCAUAUGGUUAGAAGAUUCAGAAGAACCCUCAUAUUUGGAUCGUCUCCUCUUCUCACUGAUUAUUAUUGUUCAGAGAAUACAAUUGACAGCUACAACAGCUGGAAGCAGUGCGGUAAGACUCGAAACAGGAGCUGUAACUUUGGAACUUUCCAAUAGAGUUCAAAAUGUUUCUGGUAGCAACCAGAGUAAUUCUUCAGCGCGAUUGUUUGGAAGAGCUCAAGUGGAUUUGAAUUUGUCUUUAGGGCAGCUUUUAAGGAACGCCUUAUUUGAGGAAGCUGAAGCUGAACUCCAACAAUUUGCUUUCUUUAAUACCAGAAUCGUUCUAAGAAAUGCAUUCCAGGAUGAAAUAGUUGACGGAAAAGAUAAGGAAGUGGUCCUUAUCACAUUAAAAAGACCUCUUAUUUAUGUACAACCAGUUGCUGUGGAUAAAGCCAUCCUUGUUUGGCUGAAUUACAAAAAUGCAUAUGAUUAUUGGAAUGAAAAACGAGCAACACUGAAUCCAGAUGUUCAAAAUGCCACCCACCAGGUUUAUGAAAAGCUUCAAUUUGGACAAAUAACAAGCCAGUUAAGUGCCCAACAUUUAGGAACACUAUUUUUACAACUCACUGUUGAAGACAUGGGCAUUUGUUUACCUUUGAAUUCUCUUCCCUUGUCUUCCUGGGGACAAAGAAGCAUUUACGAAGAUAGCAGAGGAGCUGUUGUGGUAACUCUGGAGAACACCAGCAUAUCUGCCUGCAGUUCUGGAUCCUUGGUAAGUAAGGGGAAAUUUUCAAAUCUAUGUCUUCGUUUUGCUGAUGACUUUGAAACGUCAUUGGACGAUUGGAAACCGGAUAUGACCGACACCAGCAUUAUGAAUUUGUGUGUGGUUAGUGAAGGGACUUAUGAAGUUUGCAGCCGCACCAUUGCAGCCAAACAUACAAACGAAAACGCCAAAUGGUUUUUAAAUGUCCAAUGGCAAAUGGAGGGUGUUGAUAUCCAUUUAGAUAUCAACGUUGGUAAACAACUGUCAGCCUUGGGUUACACUUUGACUUCCUUAACAGGAGCUGAAGAUCCACCCACAUCUAUUCACGUGGAUUAUGACAGUGAUGAUAAUGAGCCUACCAACGGAACAAGGACUUCUCAGGAAAGUAUACUACCAUCUUUCCUUUUUGAUCCUACCUUAGACAAUAAACAGAGAUCAAAACUGAUAGAACGGGAAAUGAAUGAGCAGGCAAAAAUCAUAAAUGACUUAAGAUCUCUAGGUGCCUCUCACGGCACUAUUGAAUUGGAACUGAAAAGACUUCAUGAACUUGAAGCGAUGGUUUACAAGGACUUUAGAAGGGACAUGAUUCAAAAACUCAGAAGACAAAGUGUGAAAGCAUCGUCGAUAACCAAAGGUAAAUUGGGACUUGGAUCUAACGCCUAUAGAUCCAAGUCAUUUAUGGUUCCAAGUCCAAUCGCCGAUACCCAUCCUGAAACCAUGGAACGGUACAGAUACAGUCCCGAAGACGGUCAAAUAGGGUCAAGUAGCAUCAAUUCAGGUAGCUAUGAAAGCUCACCAAAGUCCGGUCCAUCAAGAUCCGCUUCGCUUAGAGUUAAAAACACAGCAGGACCAAGGGUUACCUUUAGUGACGCGCAAAAUAUAUGCAGACAAUCAUCUCUGCCAACUGCAAGUUCUGAACUCAGUCUUCCUGAAGGAAACUUAGACUGGGUAAGCCAUUUGAACGUGGACGGAGAAAAGGUGGAACUUCGUAAAAAAUUGCCCACUUCUCAUGAGUUUGAUGAAGGAUCAUCUUUUAUUGGUUCCUUUACGAGAGAUCAACACUCAACAUCAAAUAUCACUCAAGGUGGUUUGAGUCAAACUUCAACUAGCCAAAAGCAGCAAGAACCCAACAUUGACUUGGAACUCGAUGUCAAAGUGUUUAUAAAUAGUGGGAAGUGCGUUCUUCAUACGAAAGACAGCACAAAAGAAGAAGAAAUAAAGAUGAAUCGGAUGAGGAAGGAUAGAAGCUGUUCAGCUGGGCUUCUGGAGUUUCCGGUUCCCGCUGGGAGUCCUGAUACUUCUAGAAGAAAUAAGGAUAAACUUACUGCAACUGCUAGUUCUUCUAGAUUAAGAAAUACUCCACAUAGUACGUCACUCGUUGAUUUAACUAUAUUUCAUAUACCAGGAAUGGACGUUAAACUACAUUAUCAGUCAAAAGUGAUUCUGGAUGAUGUUGAAAAUGGCAAUCAAACUGCAUCUGAACCUUUUUCACCGCAAUCUCCCGAUUUUUCUCAAUCAUUUCCUCCAAGAGGCUUUGGUGAUUCGUUUUCACCGAAAACUACCCAAUCUGAAGAAGAAAGAAUUGAAAACGCAUUUAGAAGACACGAUUUCAGAAAUUCUCCAGUGGAAGCCACAAAUGGAACUAAGGACGAACCCCAUUCAUCUGGUGAUUAUGCAGUGGCAGAUCUCAAACGUUCUGCGUCUUCUCAUGGCAUUUCCAACCCCAACUACGCCUGUACUCCAUCAUCUUCCAGCAGAAGUAGCGAAGACAGCAUGCCUCAGUUUCAAAUGAGUGUGACACCCCCUCAUGGAAUGUAUAUGGUGUCAGGUGCUGGAGGGUUGGGCUUUAAAAAAUCGGGAGUGAAAAAAGCCAGCUUGUUCGCUUGGAUGACGUUACAAAGCAUUCCUGAAGAAACCAUCAUAAGCCCGCACAUUCUGGAAUUCUUGGAACAAACUCUUGAACCCAUACCAGCCAAAACGAAUUUUAACACCACAACCAAUACGUCUUUGUUAUCUGACCAAGACGCUAUAAAUUAUGGUCAGUACGUGUAUGCCAGUUUUCCUGUAGAUGUUAUCGUCUACUUCCACAUGCAGCCCAGCACGUUUCGGUUCAGUUGUCUUCCCGUCUCAAGAGUGGAGUGCAUGCUGCAACUUCCCUCUCUCGAUAUAAUUUUCAGUUCUAAAAGGGCCGAAGAUGAACUUUUACAGAGUGAAUUUGGUGACGAUACUCCCAACACUGCCGCAUCUGCCGUGGGUGGGCUUAGUGUUACUGGAUGUAUGUCUGACUUUUCGGUUUAUAUUUUUCAUCCCUACGGUGGUAAAAAGUCCGCUUUGAAAGAAGCGCAAUGGUCACCAUUAUCGGACAGUGAAAGAAAAGAUUCAUUAUCAAUAAACGUCGAGUUCGUCAAGUUCCAUUUGUCAAGAUCGAGAAUGUUAAAUUUUCAGCAAGAAAAUUUAAAAGGAAAACUGGGAUCAGACCAAAGCCGAGCAGUUAUACGUUUUUCAAUUAUUACUGACAUAGGUUCAGCAUCGUUUAAGUAUGAUAUGAGACGUCUUACCGAAAUUCUUGCCUUUCCUAAAGCAUGGUACCGUAGAUCUAUAGUCCGAAGACUAUUCUUGGGCGAUUUAAGCAUGUCAGCAGCUUAUAAUGAUGACGACGAUUCCAUGUUAAACUCCUCAGGAGUGUCCUCCCAAAGACAUGAACCAAGAACCCCAAAAUCAUCUGAAAAAUCACCAUUACUGGGAAAGGAUAAAAUAAAAUCCCCAUUAGAUGCCGAUGCAUCCAGGCAAUCCAAAUUUAGAGAGAGUGGUAGAACAUUUAGUAUGGAUUCAGGAACACUUCCCAGUCCUGAACAUAAAAAUUCAGCAGCCUGGGAAACUCUUGUGCUGUUUGCACUUAAUUUUAAGAAAUUAAAUGUCCACAUGAAUAUGGGAAACGUCAUGGGUAAUGUUUGUUGGUUAACAAAAGACUUUAGAAGCGAAGGACGUCUUAGCAUAGGUUCAACUGGUCAUAAGAACAUGUAUAUUGCUUUGGGAUUGGGUGGGUCUGGAUUGGAUGCGAAAGGUGGCAUUGUUGGUGGUAAUAUUGAAAUUGCCAAUAUUGAUACUUACACUCAUAUCAAAGAAGAACCUGAUUUAGAACCCGAUCACACGAUAGGAUUAAGACUGAAAGCAUUAGAAUUAAGGCUAGAUUACAUGGCAACGUCUGUUCUAAUGACCAGAGUGAGUGAUCUAAGUGUCAAUUUAAGAGAUGAAUGGAAACUGAACAAACCUACGGGUACAGGAUCUUUUAUACCAACAAGAAGGCCUGCCAGUAUUUUUAUUCAUGGCGAUAUGAACUGGGACCAAUUACAAAUAAUGAUUUCAAAAUCAUCAACAGCCGAUUUACUAAAAAUGUUCAACAAACUUGAAGAAUUCUUUUCCCAACAAUUUAAUAGCAGUAAGAGAGCGUUUAGUGGAUUUUCCCAGGCUGCCAAACCUCCUAAAGUAACACCCCAAAAAAGCCGAGAAGGUUAUCCCAAUCAACAACAACAGCAGCACAUGAUAAAUGAUGCGAAACAUCAUAGACAUUGGCAAAAAGUUUUGGCAAAAGUUGCCGGUCUGAAAUUAAGUACCAUGCACAUACCAUUACCACCGUAUGGAACGGUGUUGGGAGGGACGAUGGAGUUGCAUGGAAAUAACAUCUCCUUAGCAUGCUUCCAUGGGAUUAACUUCAAGAGCAAAUCUUGGGCCUUAUUCAGUUUAAAGGAGCCAUGUAUAACAUUUAAUACCGAAGCCCAAGAAAUACCAUCUGCUACAGAGACCCCACCAGCUCAAGAUGUCCACAUUGUGCAAACAUUGACCUGCAGUUUAGGUCUAAGCACUUAUAAGACCCAUCAUUCCAUGGCUACUGUUUGUAAGGUAUCACGAAGUGUGAUUUUCCCUCCACAGUUCAAAAGUUUACAGGAAUGGUUCCAUUAUGCUUUUGCCAGUAGUCAGAUCGAUGAAGUGGAUCGAUUCCCAUCACUGGAGAAAGAAAAAAUUGAUGGCAACAACUCAAUGGAAAGGAAUCGAGGAGGACAAAAGUUGGUUGAUCCAAAUCAUAAUCGAGAAGUGAUAUUUGCACUUCCUAGUCUUCAAAUACACCUCAAGACUGAACAUUUACAAAGUUUUAGUAUUCCCGAUUUAUCAGGGGAAAAACCGGUUGUGGAAUGCAGUUUUAUCACAGAAUUCGAAGAUCACAUUUUUGUCACGGUGGAUGCUGAAGCGUUCUUUUUCCUUCACGAUCUGAUUACGUCAUAUUUGCAAGGAAGAGAAAAACUGAUGAGUUCCUAUAUGGAAAAACGUGUGAGCAUAGACGGUGACAAAUCCAGUCCAGUCAUGUCUUCGUCAUCUUCAACGAGCAGUCAAUCGUCUCAAGUCAAAAAAAUAUACGACGAUCCUUUCACGAAAGACUGGCGAAAUUUCAGUUGCAAAACGUGGCACCUUGAGCCCACAGUUCGUUUGCUGAGCGUUGCUGGGAAAUACAUAGAACCAUAUGGUAUCGAUUACAUUUUGCAGAAGUUAGGAUUUUCGCACGCGAGAGUCACCAUUCCAAAAUGGCUACAGAGAGGAUUCAUGGACCCGCUGGACGCCAUAUUGGCCGUUCUUACGCUCAAUAUGGUCGUUAUUAUCAAAGGAGAUGGGCAUGGAAAUAAAAUUAAAGAGAGAGAAGAUAGGAAUGAAACUAAGAAGUAAUAUGUACACAGAAGGUACUAAAACCAAAAAAUUACUCUCUUGAAGUAGGUAAAUAUUUACUGGAUUGUAAUAAUAAUAAUUCAUUAUAAAUGCGUGUUAUUAUGUGACAAUUUACAUUUAUAAAUGUGUGAUAACUGUGUUUAUUCGUUUAAAAUCGUAUUUAAAUGUAUUUAGGUUGGUAGAUAUAAUAUAAAAGAUAUUACAAUUAGGUAGGCAUGUAGAAAAAUGGCUGUUAGUAGUUUCUUUUCAUUUAAAUUUAUCGAAUGGUUAAUACUUACGUUAAAUAAAAUU
Messenger RNA from Agrilus planipennis (emerald ash borer), 7353 nucleotides. RefSeq lists its product as uncharacterized. Lineage: Eukaryota; Metazoa; Arthropoda; Insecta; Coleoptera; Buprestidae. The annotation marks the transcript as partial. The transcript is spliced from 31 exons. The record is from RefSeq and is a predicted model, not a curated record. Gene Ontology annotation, biological process: synaptic vesicle endocytosis.